AUGUAUGAUGCUCAUAAUGUCAUACUGGAGAGGAAUUGUAUUCUUCCAGUUGGAGCAACAGGCAGCCAGGGGGGCAACAGGCAGCCAGGGGGGCAACAGGCAGCCAGGGAGCAACAGGCAGCCAGGGAGCAACAGGCAGCCAGGGGGCAACAGGCAGCCAGGGGGCAACAGGCAGCCAGGGGGCAACAGGCAGCCAGGGAGCAACAGGCAGCCAGGGGGCAACAGGCAGCCAGAAAGCAACAGGCAGCAACAGGCAGCCAGGGAGCAACAGGCAGCCAGGGCAACAGGGAGGGGAGCAACAGGCAGCCAGGGAGCAACAGGCAGCCAGGGAGCAACAGGCAGCCAGGGAGCAACAGGCAGCCAGGGAGCAACAGGCAGCCUGGGAGCAACAGGCAGCCAGGGAGCAACAGGCAGCCAGGGACCAACAGGCAGCCAGGGGGCAACAGGGAGCAACAGGCAGCCAGGGGGCAACAGGCAGCCAGGGAGCAACAGGCAGCCAGGGAGCAACAGGCAGCCAGGGAGCAACAGGCAGCCAGGGGGCAACAGGCAGCCAGGGAGCAACAGGCAGCCAGGGAGCAACAGGCAGCCAGGGAGCAACAGGCAGCCAGGGAGCAACAGGCAGCCAGGGAGCAACAGGCAGCCAGGGAGCAACAGGCAGCCAGGGAGCAACAGGCAGCCAGGGAGCAACAGGCAGCCAGGAAGCAACAGGCAGCCAGGGAGCAACAGGCAGCCAGGGAGCAACAGGCAGCCAGGGAGCAACAGGCAGCCAGGGAGCAACAGGCAGCCAGGGAGCAACAGGCAGCCAGGGAGCAACAGGCAGCCAGGGAGCAACAGGCAGCCAGGGAGCAACAGGCAGCCAGGGAGCAACAGGCAGCCAGGGAGCAACAGGCAGCCAGGGAGCAACAGGCAGCCAGGGGGCAACAGGCAGCCAGGGGAGCAACAGGCAGCCAAGGGGGGCAACAGGCAGCCAGGGAGCAACAGGCAGCCAGGGAGCAACAGGCAGCCAGGGGGCAACAGGCAGCCAGGGGAGCAACAGGCAGCCAGGGGGGCAACAGGGAGCAACAGGCAGCCAGGGAGCAACAGGCAGCCAGGGAGCAACAGGCAGCCAGGGAGCAACAGGCAGCCAGGGAGCAACAGGCAGCCAGGGAGCAACAGGCAGCCAGGGGGCAACAGGCAGCCAGGGGGCAACAGGCAGCCAGGGAGCAACAGGCAGCCAGGGAGCAACAGGCAGCCAGGGAGCAACAGGCAGCCAGGGAGCAACAGGCAGCCAGGGAGCAACAGGCAGCCAGGGGGCAACAGGCAGCCAGGGGGCAACAGGCAGCCAGGGGGCAACAGGCAGCCAGGGGGCAACAGGCAGCCAGGGAGCAACAGGCAGCCAGGGAGCAACAGGCAGCCAGGGAGCAACAGGCAGCCAGGGAGCAACAGGCAGCCAGGGAGCAACAGGCAGCCAGGGAGCAACAGGCAGCCAGGGAGCAACAGGCAGCCAGGGAGCAACAGGCAGCCAGGGGGCAACAGGCAGCCAGGGGGCAACAGGCAGCCAGGGAGCAACAACAGGCAGCCAGGGAGCAACAGGCAGCCAGGGAGCAACAGGCAGCCAGGGAGCAACAGGCAGCCAGGAGGCAACAGGCAACAGGCAGCCAGGGGGCAACAGGCAGCCAGGGGGCAACAGGCAGCCAGGGGGCAACAGGCAGCCAGGGAGCAACAGGCAGCCAGGGAGCAACAGCCAGCCAGGGAGCAACAGGCAGCCAGGGGGCAACAGGCAGCCAGGGGGCAACAGGGAGCCAGGGAGCAACAGGGAGCAACAGAGACCAACAGGGAGCAACAGGCAGCAACAGGGAGCAACAGGGAGCAACAGGGAGCAACAGGCAGCCAGGGGGGGCAACAGGCAGCCAGGGAGCAACAGGCAGCCAGGGAGCAACAGGCAGCCAGGGAGCAACAGGCAGCCAGGGACCAACAGGUAGCCAGGGAGCAACAGGCAGCCAGGGACCAACAGGUAGCCAGGGAGCAACAGGCAGCCAGGGAACAACAGGCAGCCAGGGAGCAACAGGCAGUCAGGGAGCAACAGGCAGCCAGGGAGCAACAGGCAGCCAGGAGCAACAGGCAGCCAGGGAGCAACAGGCAGCCAGGGGGCAACAGGCAUGCUGCAGUAUAUAA
Procambarus clarkii (red swamp crayfish) is the source of this 2154-nucleotide messenger RNA. The record is from RefSeq and is a predicted model, not a curated record. Lineage: Eukaryota; Metazoa; Arthropoda; Malacostraca; Decapoda; Cambaridae.